AUGGCUGAGGUGUUUGGCAUAGCCGCUGGUGCAAUAGGCAUCUUGCCGCUCGGCGCGCAAUUUGUCAAGGGGGUUCAAAGACUCUGCACAAGAUACGCACGACCUUUGCACGUUCUUGGGGAUGUGGAAAACGUAGAAAAGCGCCCACAAGGCAGUAGCAACCACCCGUUGAUUCUUCCGCGAUGUCAAGCAGACUAUACCAAAGUCCUCACGGGGCUCGAGGCAUUACAGCAACGCUUUCCGGUCGAACAGUCCAGUGAGCCUGGUAAACCGACAAAGAUGCGGCUAGUCUCCGAGGGCCCACGUGGACAACUAUCGGAAGUGUCAGCCAUCCUUGGCAGUGGAUUCCUAGGCGAUGAUGGAUAUAACUAA
Pyricularia oryzae 70-15 is the source of this 372-nucleotide messenger RNA. RefSeq lists its product as uncharacterized. NCBI's taxonomy places the organism in Eukaryota, Fungi, Ascomycota, Sordariomycetes, Magnaporthales, Pyriculariaceae. The transcript is spliced from 2 exons. The record is from RefSeq and is a predicted model, not a curated record. The coding region runs from base 1 to 372 and encodes 123 amino acids.